UAUAUCGCCAAUCGCCAUUCAAUGUUGAUAAAUAAGUUCGCGAACGUCUCGCUGAAGAGGUUCAUUCACAUGCAAAGUCACACAGUUCAACCUGACCGGGCGGCGCACAGUCCAGUUGGAUCGAAGUUUAAUUUGUUGGAUUCGUCGAUUACAGUCAGAUAAGUCAUAUUGCGUCUGAGACCCACCUAAUUCUCCCAAAAGAAAAAUGUACUGUGCUAAAAUAAUUUCCCGAAUAAGUUUCAAACCAUGGACGAGCAGAAGGUCCAUUGCAUGCUUGGCAGCGCUUCCCGAAACUCACCAGAUGCUCCAGAAAACGUGCCGAGACUUUGCGGACGCCGAGUUGAUACCGAUCGCUGCCAAGGUCGAUCGCGAACAGUUUUACCCGGCAGAGCAAGUGGCCAUGGCCGGAGAUCUGGGGCUGAUGUCGAUUGUGCUCGAUGAAAAGUACGGAGGAACCGGACUGGACUAUCAGGCGUACGCUAUCGCUAUGGAGGAGAUUUCGCGGGGUUCACCGGUUGUAGGCGGGACGAUGUCUAUCCACAAUUCGCUUUACCUGGGACUGUUGGAGAAGUACGGCACGGAAGACCAGAAACAGAGGUUCAUUCCCGGCUAUACGGAUGGGAGGAAAAUUGGAUGCUUCGCCUUGUCUGAGCCGGGGAAUGGUUCGGAUGCAGGGGCCGCGUCAACCACCGCCACGUUGAAAGGUGAUCGUUGGGUUUUGAAUGGAACCAAGUGCUGGAUAUCUGGAGGUUAUGAGGCGGGAAACGCUAUUGUCUUUGCGACUACUGACAAAAGCUUGAAGCACAAAGGCAUUUCGACGUUCGUGGUACCGAUGGAUUCGAAAGGGAUAAGCCGAGGUAAAAAGGAAGAUAAGAUGGGACUCCGAGGUUCUUCGACGUGCCAGUUGAUAUUCGAAGACUGUGAGAUACCUAAGGAUAACCUUCUUGGACAACCGGGAUACGGGUUCAAGAUCGCUAUGCAGGGCUUGGAUACCGGGCGCAUAGGAAUAGCUGGACAAGCCCUAGGAAUCGCGCAAGCUUCCUUGGAAUGCGCAGUAGAUUACGCAAACAAACGCGUAGCGUUCGGCAAGCCGAUUUCCAAGCUACAGGCCAUUCAGAUGAAGAUUGCCGACAUGUCGUUGCGGGUGGAGUCGGCUCGACUGCUAACGUGGCGAGCGGCUUGGCUCAAGGACAACAAGAAGCCUUUUACCAAAGAAGCUGCGCAGGCCAAGCUUGCCGCGUCGGAGACUGCUACGUUCUGUGCUCAUCAGUGCAUCCAGAUCCUGGGAGGAAUGGGAUACGUUUCCGAUAUGCCGGCCGAGCGAUAUUAUCGCGAUGCUAGGAUUACGGAGAUCUACGAAGGCACGUCGGAGAUUCAACGGUUGGUUAUUGCUGGGCAGGUUAUCAAAGAGCUUUCGAGCUAGUACGAAGAUGUAAAUUACUGCGACUGACUUACUUUGUAAAAUGUAUGUAUUUUGUUAUAUUUUUUUCUGCUAAAGUUAAUAAAAGUGUUUUGUUAAAGGAUGAA
Messenger RNA from Aedes aegypti (yellow fever mosquito), 1527 nucleotides. RefSeq names its product short-chain specific acyl-CoA dehydrogenase, mitochondrial. The transcript has 2 exons. Gene Ontology annotation, biological process: butyrate catabolic process; fatty acid beta-oxidation using acyl-CoA dehydrogenase. Gene Ontology annotation, cellular component: mitochondrion. Bases 206 to 1423 code for a protein of 405 amino acids. Lineage: Eukaryota; Metazoa; Arthropoda; Insecta; Diptera; Culicidae. The record is from RefSeq and is a predicted model, not a curated record. Gene Ontology annotation, molecular function: flavin adenine dinucleotide binding.